Messenger RNA from Glossina fuscipes, 7512 nucleotides. It is a transcript of the gene Cad99C, whose product is annotated as cadherin-99C. The coding region runs from base 1918 to 7122 and encodes 1734 amino acids. Gene Ontology annotation, biological process: homophilic cell-cell adhesion. NCBI's taxonomy places the organism in Eukaryota, Metazoa, Arthropoda, Insecta, Diptera, Glossinidae. The transcript has 12 exons. Gene Ontology annotation, cellular component: plasma membrane; catenin complex. The record is from RefSeq and is a predicted model, not a curated record. Gene Ontology annotation, molecular function: calcium ion binding; cadherin binding.
AAAAAAAUUUGUUAUAAUAAUCAUAAAAAAUAUUGUUUCUAAAUGAAAAAAAGCAAUGUGUAAAGAAUUUUAAACAAGUGUCUGGCGAAGCGUGUACGAGUUAAGUGUAUUGAUUGUGUUUUUCGAAAUCUUUCGUAUUAAAUUUCGUAUUAAAUUUGUUUUGUUUGCUUUCUUAAGCAAUAACUUAUUUAUUUAUAUAUAUAAUGCUUUUGUGUUUUAAUGUCAGCAUAAAAUUUACAUAUAAAUAUUUUUGGGGAUUAUAUUAUUAAACACACACGGUCUUCUCUUCCAUGCAAUCAUGCAUAAUAGGCAAGAGCAACGAAAACUUUGCAACGGCAGCUGAUACUGAAAAGUUAAACAAAAUUAUGGAUAAGAUUAAAACCGCAAUUUUUGCAACAGCAUCAACAUCGACAUCGACAUCACUAGCACUAAACUUUGCCGCCGCCGCCACUGCUGCUGCUUCUGCUGCUGCUGCUGCCGCCACCAUCAUUAACAACAACAACAACAACAACAUCAUCAUCUUUGCUACGAGCAGCCAUCACAAAAGGGUUUACGGAAUUUAAGCAAAAAUCUUCAAGUUGGCAAAAACACGAGCAGGUUCAUAAAAACAAAAAUUUAUGCCUACUGAAGAAAGCGAACUGACUGCAACUGCAAGCAAGCAAGCAAGCAAGCAAGCAAACAAGCAAGCAACUAACCAACCAACAAUAACAACGAACGUAACGAAAAAAUGCGCUGCUCAAGUUUAUUAGAGUGCAACAGUUUUCUAAAUGUUUGACCAUAAUUUGGUCAAUGUGAUUAUCGUAAAUUUCCGUGAAAAAAUUUACAAAAUAUAAAAAGAGAGAAAAAGAGAGAGAAAAGAAAAGAAAAAAAAAAAAAGAAGAAAAUAUCUGUGAAUACAGACAACAACAGAGUAAAUACCACAAAGUUAAGUAUCGUAAAUUAGUGAGCGAGUACGUGAAUACCUAUGAAUGUAAAUAAGAAAUGUGUAAAAAUGCUGAUGAUAUUUAGUAAAGCGCACUGCCAGCAACAGCCAAACGUCAAUACGUUUACGCGAUUCCUCAACGCAACUCAGUUAAUGUCAAUGUAGUCAUCAUCGACAUCAUCAUCAUCAUCAUCAUCAUCAUUAUUAUUAUUAUUAUUAUUAUUAUUAUUGUAGGCAAAGCCAUCAGAAGGCAUCGAGUAUUGCAUUGCAUUACAUAUUAACAGUCGUUUCUUGUCCGUGCCAACGUAACUUAAUAUAAAAGUCGCCUCGGUGUCGCUGAUUACGUUCGAACGUGUAACGCGCUUUAAUAAGAUCCUUUUUUUUUUAUUAUUUUUUGUUGUUGUUUUAUUAUUAUUAUUAUUUUUCUUGUUUUGCCUUCGCGUUUUACAUAUGAGUUGAGUUUGUUGUGUAAAUAAAAUGCGUGCAUAAAUUAUAAUAUAGAACUCAGUUAAUAUACAUUUAGAGUGUUUGUGUUUGUGUUUGUAUUUGUAUUUGUGAGUGUGUUAUGCUUUUGCCUCAUUUGAUUUGCAAGAGCGUAGGCAUUAUUAUUUUAGCUGUGCCUUUUGUUUAGUUGUCACUAUAAAGACUUGCAUGUGAAACUAUAUAAGUCCGUGCAUAAGGUUUUAAAAAAAAAAAAACCUCAAUUUUAUAUAAACAUACACUACCGAUGCGAGAAAUCCUUUUUCAACUUAUUACUAAGUAUCCUGGUUUAUGAUAAUGUCUUGUUUUUAUGGCUACAUCGGGCAAAGCAAAAUAUAAUUGGAAAUUAGUCAAAGGGUAUUAAACAACGUGCCACCAACAACAUCACCUUUAUCAUUAUUAUCAUCAUUAUCGGAACGUUAGUUCUCAUUUCAGUCAACAGCAGCCGCUACAACAACCACCAACAACAAAUUUAUAAAAUUUCAACACAAAAAGUUUCUAGCUAUAAUCAAAAUAUGGCUUCCUUGUCAAUUACCUGCCAUUACUUAACGUACCUCACAGUUGUUUACAUUUUAUUAAUAGUGAUGUUAUGCUGUCAUAAUGCUGUCGGUGUUUUGGGUAAAUCGCAAAUGUGUGAAGUAGAAACCGGUCAAACAAACAUUAUAUUGGAUAUUGAAGAGAGCAGAGGUGACUAUGUCGGUCAACAUACAAAUCCGCCGGAAUUACCCAUAUUCGGUGACCCGUUUACGGAAAUUGCUUUAGAUCUAGUCUUUCCCAAGGGUCAACCGAUAUUUCUAUUAAAUGGCAAAAGACUGCAGCUUUUACAACCUUUGGAUCGAGACGAAGAGAAUUUAAGUCACAUUGUUUUUCAAGUUUCAUGUACGAUACGGUCCUCACAGAAAAGACGCAAUAUACCGAUUAUUGUGCGCGUGUCCGAUGUUAACGAUAAUGCUCCCCGUUUCAUGAACACACCUUAUGAGGUUACAGUGCCUGAGAGCACACCAGUCGGUACGACAAUAUUUCGUAAUAUACAAGCAUUGGAUAAGGAUGCCGGUGUUAAUGGCCUCGUCGAGUACUUUAUUGUUGAGGGCUCAACGAAUACCACAGAAGACGAGAAGAUGACAAUUGCUGAUGGUUAUGGCACAUUUGCUAUAUCAUUUCCCCAUCAAGGCCAGGUUACUGUUGUUAAAACUUUGGAUUACGAGAAAAUUCAACGAUAUUAUCUGACAAUUGUCGCAUCGGAUCGUGCUCGUAAUGUUUCAGAACGUUUAACCUCAACGACAACGCUAACGGUGAAUAUUGCCGAUUCGGAUGAUUUGGAUCCGUCGUUUAUCUAUCGUGGUUGCGUUUUGUUAGACGGAGCUUGCAUUAAUCCAGAAUAUACGGCCUCAGUACCGGCCGGAUCAUUGCAGGGUGUUCUCACCGUUACACCCGAACGUAUUCAAGCUGUCGAUUUGGAUACAAUUAGUUCACCGAUACGUUAUUCCUUUGCUAAAGGUAUGCCCGGUAAUUAUGGUGAUUACUUUGAAAUCGACGAACAGACCGGAGUUUUGAAACAAAUCAAAGCAGUUGACACUUCAACAGCCAAGAAAUAUGAUAUUAUUGUUAAAGCGGAAGAAGUGUCGCAAGCUAAACGUUUCACCACCGCUAAACUGACCAUUAUGGUUAAACCGGUAGACGCUAAUCCACCGAUAAUAUCAGCCAGCUCUACGGAGGGUUACGUUGACGAGAACUCGCCAGUAGGCACAAAAGUUCUCGAUAGUCGUGGUAAACCGUUGUCCUUUAAAACUACAGAUGCCGAUCUUAACGAAGACGAUCCCAAGCCGGACUAUAUUUAUGAGCUGACGACGCCUUCAUUUGAAGUAACUGCGGAUGGCAUAUUGGUGGUUAAUGAAGAAGGCCUCGAUCGCGAUCCUCCUUCUCCAGGACGUUUUAAAUUUCAAGUGGUUGCCAGGGAACCCAAGACGAAUGCUGCCAGUGCUCCUCUUAGUUUGACAGUAAUACUGCGCGAUGUUAACGACAACGCCCCCAAGCUAAAUAUGGUGCCGCCUGUUUCAAUAACUGCCGGAGAUGGGGUGCGCAAAGUAGCCCAAGUAUUAGCCACCGAUAAUGACGAAGGCGUGAAUGCUGUAGUUAACUAUUCUCUUUAUCACAUCUCCAAUAAUGGAAUGCAAAAGUUUUCCAUUAACGAGCAAACAGGAGAAAUUGAAACACGUGGACGUCUUUUGGCUGGAGAGCAAUACAGCAUCACCGUGCAAGCUUCCGAUGUGGGCGGACUAUCAUCUCAAGCCAUUGUCGAAGUUAGCGUAACACCAGGACCUAAUACUAAGCCACCGAAAUUUGCGAAAUCCGUUUACGAAGUGCAAGUUAGCGAAGGCGCCGAAAUCAAUUCUACUGUGGCAGUAAUACACGCGGAUGAUCCAGAAAAUGAUCCGGUUGUAUAUUCUAUUCUAUCUGGAAAUGACUUGAGGCAAUUUGCGGUUGGUCAAGAAAGUGGCGUUAUAGCCGUCAUACGUAAAUUAGAUCGUGAAAGUCUUACGCGUUACCAGUUAAUCGUUAAAGCCGAGGAUAAUGGAGGUUUAUCCAGCAGUGCUACCGUUAACAUUAAAGUAACCGACAUUAAUGAUAAAAAUCCGGAAUUCGAUGAAUCGACCUUACCCUAUAUUUUUCAAGUGGACGAGGGUAAUACUCAGUCUUUUGUUGGUAUGGUUCAUGCCACCGAUGCCGAUGAAGGUAUUAAUGCAGCCAUCACUUAUUCCAUUCCUAGCGACGUUCCUUUCGCUAUCAACGGCAAAUCGGGCGAGAUACGAACAUCGGCACAACUCGAUUAUGAAAAACAAAAGGAAUAUCGUUUUGUUGUGACUGCGAAAGAUGGCGCUCCUGACGCUCGCUUGGGUACUGCCAGCGUUACCGUCAUGGUUCGCGAUGUACCCGAUGAAGUACCAAAAUUCAUGGAAUCACGUAUUGAUGUACGAGUACCAGAAAAUGAGGCUGAUAUUACAAUAGCCACUGUUCAGGCUUUUGAUCCGGACACUAUACCUGAAAUUACUUACGUUAUACGUAAAGGCUCUACGGAAAUGUUUAAAAUUCAUCCGAAAACUGGUGAAAUUCGUACUACCAAUGGUUUGGAUUAUGAGAAGCAAAAACAACACGAGCUAAUUGUUGGGACUAUAGAGAACGAUGGUAAUAGUGCUGGUGACACGGUACGUAUAAUCGUUGAGGUUGAAGAUCGUAAUGACAUACGGCCGGUAUUUGUAUCGGUGCCAGAGCCAGUGACCGUAAACGAUGACCAGUCGAUUGGAGCCAUGAUUGCCACCAUGCCAGCUAUAGAUGGUGACGGUUCGUCGCCGGGUAAUGUAGUGCGUUACGAAAUGGUGGGACGGGGAAAAGCAUUAAAAUAUUUCCAAGUCGAUCCCGAUACCGGAGCGGUGCGCAUUAGGGAUGAGCUACGUAAAGAAGAGGAUACGGAAUAUCAAGUAGACAUCCGCGCCUAUGAUAUGGGAGAACCGCAGCUCAGUUCUGUCGCCACCUUACCAGUAUUCGUAAGACAUUUGCUAACGGAUCCCAAUGAAGAUAACUCGAUGGAAGGUAAAAUGGACAAUGGUGUUAUAAUGUCACCCGAAAGUCUCGGAUUAGCUUUCAGUGACGACAGCUACACCACCGGUGUACCAGAGACAACUGGCAUAAAUGCGACUAUCAAACUUAUACAAGUUAUCAAUUCGAAGAAAUCGGUUCGCAGUAAUCCUGGUUUCAAAUGUGAAAUCGUCAAAGGCAACGAACGGGGUCUAUUUAAUGUGACCGUUGAAGAUCACGGUUGCGGCAUACAAUUAAUUGAACAUUUAGAUUAUGAAAAUAAGACCACUUACUCUCUGCAGAUCCGCUUAGUAUCGCACAAAUAUUUCAUUAAUCCUCAAAAAAGCACUACCAGCGUUAAAAUUAUAGUUCAAGAUGAAAACGACAAUGCGCCACAAUUCGUUUUUAAUCGUUUAAAGGGACGAAAAGAAACUUUCUAUGCCGUGGUAACGCCGGAAAUGGAUAUUGAUACGCCUAUCUUGCAGGUGAAAGCUGUCGAUCGUGAUUCCGGCAAAUUUGGUAUGAUCCGUUAUAAAAUCUUCGACGAAGAUGACAACAAUAUAAGUGAUGAGAACUUGCCCACCACCUAUUUUAUUAUGACUGAGGACACGGGCAUAUUGAAAACUGCCAAAUUGUUUCGCGAUCAAGCACGAUUUCCUAUGAUCUUUUAUGUAGAAGCUCGCGAUAACGAUGGCCAAGAAAUGGGCUCUCAUCGUACGCGAGCACGAAUUGUGAUUAAUCAAAUCACGGAUAAGAAUCGCUUAUCCUUGGUUUUCUCGGAUGCUACUCCCAACGAAUUGCGCAAUCAUUUUGCCAACCUAGAGGAACUUUUCUCCGAAAAAACCGGCGGCUUAGUUAGUGGCAUCGAACGAUUUAGUAAUCGAAAGUUUUUAAAUGAAAACGGUAGCAUUGUAGAGAACCCUGCAGCUACAGACGUUUGGUUCUAUCUGAUUGAUCCUAAAAGUGAAACGAUUUUAAGUCGUAAUGCCAGCGUUAUCGAAGAAACUCUUUUAGAACCUAGUGCCCGUUCCGAAUUAAACUUUGCUGCUUCCGGUUUGGCCCGAGCAACUGCGGAAGGUAUACAUUCCCCAAUCGAACUAAGGCAACAGGUUCACAAGGUAAAAGCGGCCAUAGCCAUUAACGAUGAAGUCUUUCCCUACACCCUAAUUGCCAUUUCCGUAAUUAUUUUAAUUUUGGGUACUAUUGGUAUUAUCUAUAUAUGCAUUUCCUGGUCCAAAUAUAAGAAUUUUAAACAACGCAUGCGUCAAUAUUCAACGCCCAGCCCUACGCGUUAUGAUCCGGUUAUAAUCAACUCUCAAGUACCUAAUGGUGGGGAUGCUGGCUCCAAUCUAAAAGAAUAUGAAACUCAAGUUUUGGCAAUGGCUGUACCGCCCGAUGCUGAUGACGAAAUGCAAUUAGAUUAUAGCGCUAAGAAUCAUGCUUUCUCCUUGGAUAACGUAAGCUAUAUAACGCAUAAAGAUCACAACGGCAGUACAAAUGGUGGCCAAGCGAGCCCAUCACAUUCAGAAGCCACUACGGCCACUAUUGCUACACUAAGGCGUAAUAAUAAUAAUAACAACAAUUUGAACAAUAUGUCCGCCAAUAGUAAUAUUAAUAAUCAUACGUUAAAUAAUCGCCAAAGUACGUUUAAUGUACGCAACAACAAUAAUCCGCUGGCGUCGGGUAUGAAUGGCACGCUUACUGGUACCUUAACGUUGGGUCGUAUUAAACAUCAGAAUAGCAAUCAUUAUCAGAAUGGAGGCUACAAAAUGGAUGCGGUUAGUAGAAAUAAUUUAACAAAUUUACAAAAUAAUGCGUACAGUACACUGGGACGAAGGGGUAACACAUUUGGGAAUAAUUCGAAUUUGAAUGGCGGUAACUUAAGUCGCGGUGAAGGAGAGCAGGGGAACCUAAGUGGUGAGCUGAUGACCAAUACUUUGGGUCGCCAACAGCAUCAGCAUACAACUAUAAAUCGUACAUAUAAUGAAGUGCCAAUAGCCAAUCCAUUAUUCCAAAGAUCUGAUUUAAGUCAUGUGAGCAGCACCAAUGAAAAUGUUUCAUUUGGCAAACGUGAUUACGGUCAGAUGGGUUUUUCGUAUCUCAAUGAUUUGGAUCGCUCUGAAGUGGAAACGACAACGGAGCUAUAAGUUUUUACAAAAAUUACUACAUGUUACUAGAUAAGCUGUAAAUAAUUUAGAAAAGUUAUUAUUAUUAAAAGACAUUAUCCAACCCCCCAAAAUAAAGCCAAAAUCUAUUUCGUUAAGUUAAUAUAUAAAGAAUAUAAAAAUGAAGAACGAAAUUAGAAAACUUUUCUGUUGCCAUUAAGUUAAUUAUAAAGUUAAAGUUAAUUUUUUAUGUGUAUAUAUAUGUAAUAAAUUUUUUUAGUUAGGAGAGUUAUAAAAAUAAAUUUUUAAUUAGUCAUUAACCUAAGUUUUUAUAUACGUUUCUAUUUAGUAAUAAUUAAAUGCCCAUAUGUGAUUUAUGUGUAAUAUUUAAUAAUUAUUAAUUUUUAAGAAAUUUUAUAAAAUUGCUGUUAU